Messenger RNA from Pelagomonas calceolata, 650 nucleotides. Lineage: Eukaryota; Pelagophyceae; Pelagomonadales; Pelagomonadaceae. The record is from the annotation of a GenBank genome assembly.
UACAAAAAACAGCGGUUAGUCAGCUAAAUCCCGCGCGUUCGCGUCGAUGACGUCGAGGUGGACUCGACGCCGUCGCCACGGCAGCGCGCUCGCGUCGGUGGCGUGGCGGUGGACGCCACUACUACCAGAGGUCGUCGUCGUUGUCGGAAUCCGAGUCCAUGACCUUGCGCGCGAGCUGCACUUUCCGCGCCUUGUUCUCCUGGCCCGCCUCCUCGAGCAUAUUGACGAUGACCUCGUCGCUCAGCUGCUUCUGGAUCUCGCCGCGCAUGGCCAUCUGGAUCAGUUUCAUCUCGAGCGCCUCGACCUUGUCGCGCUUGACGAGCUUGACGCGUCCGAGUCGAUUCAAAGCUUCCGGCGCCAGGAUCUGUUUGAGCACCGCGGCCUUUUGGCCCUCCUGCUGCUCCUUGGCGGCCUGCUCGUUCGGGUCCUGCGUGAAGCCCUUGAGUCCUCCCAGGUCGCUGGCACUUGCGGCGCUCACGCCGGGCGGUAAACCUUGCAUGGUUGGCUGGCUGCUAAAUCUGCUAUUGCUACAACUCUCCCGCUGAGGCGACAGCGAUGCUCGCCGUGCAACAGUGAGUUGGUACUAACCCGCAGACGCUCGCACGCAAUCUAGGCUGCGUUGGCGGCGCGAUGCGCACGUCCGGUGCCGG